CUUGAUUCAUCCGACCGCAAGGAAUGACAGUGUCAGUGUCACUCAGCAACUUUAUGUAGUAUCAAAGAGGAAAUCAGUGGAGCAUGCUGUUUGAUAUCUAGCGAGUAGAAUAACGACUUGAUUCCAAUUGCCGGCUCUGUCGAUGAAAAUGUAGCAACAUUGCAGUAACUGUAGCUCCACUUCCACCAAGCAAAAAGUUUCACCUAUCAGCCCUACGAGAAGUAAGCAUAGAAAUCCACGAAUCCACCCAGCAUGAGAUCUUUCGGCGGGGGCGGCGACAAGAACCCCGGUCGGGGUGGCGACAAGAAGAAAUUACCCGGCAUGUUCGACCUAAAAGCCGUGAUGAAGGAGAAGAAAGCGAAAAUGAACGAGGGCCGGCCGGACAAGAGCACGUUGAAGGGGAAGCUGGCCGCCGCACCGCCGGUGUUCACCAAACAGGAAAACGUCGGCGAGGUGGCCGCGGCGGAGGAGCAGGAGAAGAUUGAGAAGCGGAUCGAAAAGGAGAACGAGAAGGAGGGCAAGGAGGCAGAGGCGCUAACAAAACUGUACACCGAGUACUUCCCGACCAAAACCGGCCCCGUGACCAAGGAAAUGUUGGAAGACGCCGAGCGGAUUGCGCAACUGCGGCGCCAGGAGGAGGAGCGCCAGCGCAUGUUGGCGGCACAAGGCGGCGAGCAAACCGAGGGGUUUCGAUCCUUCGAGGACGAUCUGGACGGGAAGAAGUCGAAGAAUAUUAAAACUACCGCUGCAGUUGUUCCUGCACUGGAGGAUAAUAAAGCUUCUGCCGGAGCAGCAGGGCUCGCAAUUAAAAACGACGCAAAGAUGAAUACCCCGUCCACAUCAAUAGCGGCAGCAUCAGGCGCCAGUAAAAAAGACAAACCGGUCCAGCUUUCUGACACAAAGCUCAUCCCCGCCGACGGCAGUUCGUCCACAGCGACGAAGGAAAAGCUUCUUCCUGACGACGACAGUGAGAACAACGCGUCCAACAAGCAUGCUGGCGCGGUUGUCGCAGUCGCUGAUUCAUCAACCUCGACUUCUACUUCCGACAGCGCCUUCGACGUGAACUCCUUCACGGCAAAAUUUCUUCUCGGCAAAGCCGGGAACGUCGGGGGCGGGGGCGCGGCUUUACCGAACAUCAAUGUCGCGGCGGAUCCGAUUCAGACAAAAGUCGCGGAGUCCAAGUCCACCGCCGCCAGUGCGUCCUCCCGCAUAGCGAAGAACAUCACGAACAGCAACAAGCUGCUGCACAGUUACCUGCAGGUGGAGGACGGCGCGGAGCCCACCAUGCAGGUCGGCGCGGUCAGUCUGAAACUCUUGUCUGUCGGGGGCGCGGCGAAGAACGACUUGCUCUCCCCCGCGGAAAUUAAGGCGAAGUUGCGGAAACUGCACCAGCCGGUCACCCUUUUCGGCGAGUCGGACAAGGAUCGGCUGCGUCGGUUGCAGCUCCUGCAGCGCGACAUCGCGGCGCAAGGCGAAGAGCGGUCCUCGGGCCAGGCGAACUUCUUCCAGCGGGUGUUGCGGUCCGUGAUGGACGACGACAACGAUUUGACUCUGAAGGACGACGAGGACGCGGCCGCGAAGUUUGCGACCUUGGACAAGAAGCGGAAGUCUUUGUCCGGAAAGGCGACAGCGGGCGGUGGUGGCACCGCGUCUGUGCACGAUCUACUCGACGCCGAAGACGACGCGGCGCUGAACCCGAAAACCGAGCUGUCAGACGACACGAGUUCGUCCGAUGAGGCGGACCAGAAGGUGGAUGAGAAGGACGCGUACGUCACAUCUCUCGAACUGCAGAAGAACCCGCUGAAGGGGCUGAAGGCGGUCUUGGACGGGGAUGUGAAGCCGGAGGAGAUUGAGCAGGAGCGCGGGAAGGUGGACGGCAAAAAACGGGAGAUCGGGGAGUGGUACAGCGGCGGCCGCAUCCUGUCCGGCGGCGCGCACAUCGGGAACGUGAUCCACCGCGAACAGGAAGAGGGAAAAUUGCGGGAACGCGACAAAAAGAUCCUGGAUUUGAAGCGCGCGAUCAAGGGAAAGCAGGACGUGGACGCGGGUUUGAAGCAGGACGAGGAGGACGCGGCGAACCCGGCGAUCCGCGCGUUGCACGAGGAGGCCAUGAAAACCAUCCGGUCCGCGGACUCCAACGACCCAAACAAGUGGAACGCGCGGCCGUACCUCCCGGUCCAGUCGGUGGAGGACGAAAAAAAGGACGCAGCAACCGGGGAGUACGUGGACCCGUCGGACGUGAAGCAAACCUGGAAGAACUCGAAGGAGUACCGGGUGCGCAAGUGGAUCAAGAAGAUGUGGCAGAUUUGGGCGGAAAAUUUGCUCGCCCGCCCCCAGGACGAGAAGGAGUCGCAGGAGGGGAAGUUGCAGACCGCGAUCUUCGAGCAGAGUCGGAAGGACAUCCAACCGCUGCUGAAAAAGUUGAAGGAGUGGGCGAAGCAGGAGCUGUUCACCUCGACCGCGUACCGGGACAAGCGGAAGAAAGAAACGGAGCUGGGCGUGGAGGAAAACGAGUCGGUGGAUUUGUUGGACAAGAUGGUCACGCUUUGCGACCAGAAGCUGUACCGCGAAGCCACGGCGCGGUACGUCGAGUUGGUGAUCGGGAACGCCGCGAACGCCACGGUCGGGAGAACGCGUAUUUACAAACGACCGCGCGGGGCGACCUACCAGCGCGUCGAGACCUUCGACGCACACAAGGUGGACCUGAAGUUCCGCGGCAUGCUGAACAACGAGGAGUCGAGAAGGUACUUGCAGGUCUUCAAGCGAUUGAUGCGGGUGUGCGAAACCGUGCACCCGCCCGAAGAAGGAAGUAUGACGCUGUCGUAAGGUUUUUGAAGAGCAGAGGGCGGAUACUUUUUCAAAAUUUAUGCUGUUUCACUUGUUGAAUAAGGCAGAUCAGGUACUACGAUCAGAUAAAGCGACAGUGAACAAGAUUUCACGAUUCAUGAUUAAAUGAAAGUCAGUGGUUUAUUUACACGCGCUGUCACAGUUGUCGUGUGUAAAAAGUGUAUCACAUCAUCUUCGUACAAACUAGACGAAGGAAGAUCAGCA
This is a messenger RNA of Amoebophrya sp. A120, 3051 nucleotides long. The record is from the annotation of a GenBank genome assembly. Lineage: Eukaryota; Dinophyceae; Syndiniales; Amoebophryaceae.